GGCGCCCGUGGCCCGGGGCGUGGCCUCGCGCAGACCCGCCCUCCUCGCCGGCGCCAGGGCAGGCGGGCGGCUGGCAGCUGUGGCGCCGACAUGGCUGCGCUGGUGGAGCCGCUGGGGCUGGAGCGGGACGUGUCCCGGGCGGUUGAGCUCCUCGAGCGGCUCCAGCGCAGCGGGGAGCUGCCGCCGCAGAAGCUGCAGGCCCUCCAGCGAGUUCUGCAGAGCCGCUUCUGCUCCGCUAUCCGAGAGGUGUAUGAACAGCUUUAUGACACGCUGGACAUCACCGGCAGCGCCGAGAUCCGAGCCCAUGCCACAGCCAAGGCCACAGUGGCUGCCUUCACAGCCAGCGAGGGCCACGCACAUCCCAGGGUAGUGGAGCUACCCAAGACGGAUGAGGGCCUAGGCUUCAACAUCAUGGGUGGCAAAGAGCAAAACUCGCCCAUCUACAUCUCCCGGGUCAUCCCAGGGGGUGUGGCUGACCGCCACGGAGGCCUCAAGCGUGGGGAUCAACUGUUGUCGGUGAACGGUGUGAGCGUUGAGGGUGAGCAGCAUGAGAAAGCGGUGGAGCUGCUGAAGGCGGCCCAGGGCUCGGUGAAGCUGGUUGUCCGUUACACGCCGCGAGUGCUGGAGGAGAUGGAGGCCCGGUUCGAGAAGAUGCGCUCUGCCCGCCGGCGCCAACAGCAUCAGAGCUACUCGUCCUUGGAGUCUCGAGGUUGAAACCACAGAUCUGGACGUUCACGUGCACUCUCUUCCUGUACAGUAUUUAUUGUUCCUGGCACUUUAUUUAAAGAUAUUUGACCCUCA
This is a messenger RNA of Pongo pygmaeus (Bornean orangutan), 801 nucleotides long. It is a transcript of the gene LIN7B, whose product is annotated as lin-7 cell polarity scaffold B. Lineage: Eukaryota; Metazoa; Chordata; Mammalia; Primates; Hominidae. Gene Ontology annotation, molecular function: protein binding. The record is from RefSeq and is a predicted model, not a curated record. The coding region runs from base 91 to 714 and encodes 207 amino acids. The transcript has 6 exons.